AUGGAGACGCUCAAGGUAGCCACUGUCUGCCUCGUCAGUGCCCUGGCCGUGCUCGGCGCCGCCGGCGAGGUCCUCAAGCAGGAGGGCAGGGAUGUUGAGAAGGCUCUCGGGGAUUUGCUCAAGGAGAAGGCCAAGAAGUGCAACGGCAGCCCGUCGGCAAGUGGCACUCCUCCAUCGCCGGGGUGGACAGGAUAA
Molecule: messenger RNA, 195 nt
Organism: Pyricularia grisea
Lineage: Eukaryota; Fungi; Ascomycota; Sordariomycetes; Magnaporthales; Pyriculariaceae
Exons: 2
Coding region: 1-195 (64 amino acids)
Source: RefSeq, a predicted model, not a curated record